CACCUCCAUCUCAACACUCACUCCCACAACCUCAACUGUCUUCAACAUCUAUCUCUCUCUCUCUCUCUCUCUCUCUCUCUCUCUCUCUCACAGUGUCUCUGUGUGUGAGUUUCCCAAUAACUAGAAAACAUUUCACAAACACCCACUUUUUUCACCAAGUUAAAAAACCUCCCUCUCUCUCUCUCUCUCUCUCUCUCUCAAUUAUGGCACCAAAAAGUGAGGGUUCUGCUAAAAAGGUUAUGAACAAAGGAGCAUGGACAGCUGAGGAAGACAGGAAGCUUUCUGAGUACAUUGAAGUUCAUGGGGCCAAGAGGUGGAAGACUAUUGCAGCCAAGUCAGGCUUGAACAGGUGUGGGAAGAGCUGCAGGUUGAGAUGGUUGAAUUAUCUGAGGCCUAACAUCAAGAGGGGCAAUAUAUCAGAUGAAGAGGAGGACUUGAUUCUUAGGCUUCAUAAGCUUCUGGGAAACAGGUGGUCUUUGAUUGCAGGGAGGAUUCCAGGUAGAACUGAUAACGAGAUCAAGAACUACUGGAAUUCUCAUUUGAGCAAAAAAAUAAAUCAGAAAGAGAAACCGCGGAAUAAAGCCAUCCCUGCACCUCGAGAAGCUUCUCCGCCGACGCCGCGAGAAGUUGUCCGAGCAGAUGAGGAGGGAGCCGACGUACCGAUCGGGAACUUCUUGGACGUCGACUUUGACACCGACGAGUUCUUCGACUUCACGGCCGAAGGGUCCUACGGGCUGGAGUGGGUGAAUAAAUUUCUAGAGCUCGACGAUGAGUUAUCACUAAAGGAGAAGAUGUGACCCAUUCGAGAGGUUAUAUUUUCUUCCUUCGAAAUGAUGAGUUUCCUCCAUGGUCAUAUGUACAGUUCUUGGAUGAAUGAAUCAUUUCUUCCUUAGUUCACUGAACUG
Messenger RNA from Rhodamnia argentea, 905 nucleotides. Its product is annotated as transcription factor MYB114-like. The record is from RefSeq and is a predicted model, not a curated record. Gene Ontology annotation, cellular component: nucleus. Bases 204 to 797 code for a protein of 197 amino acids. Gene Ontology annotation, molecular function: transcription cis-regulatory region binding. The transcript is spliced from 3 exons. Lineage: Eukaryota; Viridiplantae; Streptophyta; Magnoliopsida; Myrtales; Myrtaceae. Gene Ontology annotation, biological process: cell differentiation.